AUGAAUGAAGCCAACAUAGUCCACACUAACAUAAAAAUCAUCUUGUUCUCUGAAGUGAGUGUCGGGAUCUCAGCCAACAGCAUCCUUUUCCUCUUCCACCUCUGCAUGCUUAUCGGUGGGAACAGGCCGAAGCCCACUGAUCUCCCCAUUGGCUUCCUGUCCCUGACCCACCUGAUGAUGCUCAUAACUAUGGGACUCAUAGCCGAAGACAUGUUUACAUAUCAGGGGAAAUGGGAUUCCACCACGUGCCAAGCACUUAUAUAUUUGCACAGGUUUUUCAGGGCCCUCUCCCUCUGUGCUACCUGCCUAUUGAAUGUCCUCUGGGCCAUCACCCUCAGCCCUAGAAGCUCCUGUUUAGCAAAGUGUAAACAUACAUUUCCCCAUCACACCUCAUGCACUCUUCUUUUCCUAUGCAUUUUCUACAUGUCUUUUAGCAGUCACUUCCUAGUGUCCGUCAUUGCCACCCCCAAUUUGACCUCAGAGAGCUUCAUGUACGUUACUCAGUCUUGCUCACUUCUACCCCUGAGUUACUCCAGGCAAAGCACAUUUUCCGCUCUGGUGGCCUCCAGGGAAGCCUUUCUCAUCAGUCUCAUGGCCCUGUCCAGCGGAUACAUGGUGGCUCUCUUGUGCAGACACAGGAAGCAGGCCCGCCAUCUUCACAGCACUAGCCUUUCUCCGAAAGCAUCCCCGGAGCAAAGGGCCACCCGGACCAUCCUGAUGCUCAUGAGCUUCUUUGUGGUUUUUUACAUCUUGGACGCUGUUAUCUUCCACUCGAGAGUGAAGUUCAAGGAUGGCUCAGGGUUAUACUGUAUCCAGAUCCUUGUGUCCCAUAGUUACGCCACUGUCAGCCCUCUUGUGUUUAUUUGCACUGAAAAGCAUAUAGUUAAAAUUUUGAGGUCCGUGUGUGGUAGGACAGUAAACAUUUGA
Molecule: messenger RNA, 927 nt
Organism: Acomys russatus (golden spiny mouse)
Lineage: Eukaryota; Metazoa; Chordata; Mammalia; Rodentia; Muridae
Product: vomeronasal type-1 receptor 44-like
Exons: 1
Coding region: 1-927 (308 amino acids)
Biological process (GO): G protein-coupled receptor signaling pathway
Cellular component (GO): membrane
Molecular function (GO): pheromone receptor activity
Source: RefSeq, a predicted model, not a curated record